Messenger RNA from Malurus melanocephalus (red-backed fairy wren), 929 nucleotides. RefSeq names its product exocyst complex component 4-like. The transcript has 5 exons. Gene Ontology annotation, biological process: chemical synaptic transmission; exocytosis; Golgi to plasma membrane transport. The record is from RefSeq and is a predicted model, not a curated record. The annotation marks the transcript as partial. Gene Ontology annotation, cellular component: synapse; growth cone membrane; exocyst. Lineage: Eukaryota; Metazoa; Chordata; Aves; Passeriformes; Maluridae.
GACGGUCUCUUACAGGGGGCUUCGCUUUCCCUUCCAGGGCCGCUUUCGGCAAAGAAUCCGAGGUUCUGAUCGGCAAUUUGGGCGACAAACUGAUCCCACACCAGGAGAUCCUGCGCGACGUCAGCGACCUCAAGGCCUUGGCCAACCUGCACGAGAGCCUGGAGUGGCUGGCGGGGCGAACCAAAGCUGCCCUGUCCAGCCUGGCCACGGCCCCAACCACGUCCCCAGGACAGGAGAGCCACAGCAGCUUGGAGCAGCUCCCAGCGUCGGAACAGAUCCUACAGAGCCUCAGUGAGCUGGGCAGGUCCUUCCAGGAGAUGGCGGAACGAUGUCUGCUGGUGCUGCACCUGGAAGUCAGGGUUCACUGCUUCCACUACCUGAUCCCACUGGCCAAGCAGGGCAACUACGCCAUCGUGGCCAACGUGGAGAGCAUGGACUACGACCCGCUGGUGGUGCGGCUCAACAAGGACAUCAGCGCCAUCGAGGAGGCCAUGAGCGCCAGCCUGCAGCAGCACAAGUUCCAGUACAUCUUCGAAGGACUGGGCCACCUCAUCUCCUGCAUCCUCAUCAACGGCGCCCAUUAUUUCAAACGCAUCAGCGAGUCCGGCAUCAAGAAAAUGUGCAGGAACAUCUUCAUCCUGCAGCAGAACCUGACUAACAUCACCAUGUCCCGUGAGGCCGACCUGGACUUUGCCAGACAAUACUACGAGAUGCUCUACAACACGGCGGACGAGCUGCUCAACCUGGUGGUGGACCAAGGAGUAAAAUACACSGAGUUGGAGUACAUUUACGCGCUGACGCUGCUGCACCGCAGCCAGACGGGCGUGGGCGACCAGAGCGCGCAGAACGGGCGACUGCAGCGCCUCAAGGAGAUCAUCUGCGAGCAGGCGGCCAUCAAACAGGCCACCAAGGACAAGAAAAUCACCACC